Eublepharis macularius is the source of this 2393-nucleotide messenger RNA. RefSeq names its product N-acetylated alpha-linked acidic dipeptidase like 2 (gene NAALADL2). The coding region runs from base 18 to 2393 and encodes 791 amino acids. The transcript is spliced from 14 exons. The record is from RefSeq and is a predicted model, not a curated record. Lineage: Eukaryota; Metazoa; Chordata; Lepidosauria; Squamata; Eublepharidae.
GGAGAUCAAAGCGGGUGAUGUCACCGGCGAGAGAAACAGGUCAGGCGAGCCCAGGUAAAAGGAUGACGUAUCACAAAGUCAGUGCAGACCAGAAGGCACAAUACUUGGACAACGAGGAUCUGCCAGCAACCACACUUGAACUGGAAUGGGACAUGGAGAAAGAAUUGGAAGAGCUGGGCUUUGACCAUUUCCAGUUGGAUGGGGCAAUCCAUCAACAGACGGGAACUAUGCAAAACACUGACAUUGACUUGGAGCCCAUUCAACCAUCAGCAUCUCCAAAAGGACGGUUCCAAAGGCUUCAAGAAGAUCCUGAUUAUGUCUCCCAUUACACAAGGCCUCCACCAAAGAGCAAUUGCUGCAGCUUUUACCGGAUAUUUAAGCUAUUUUGCACUGCUGUGUGUUUAUUACUUUUGGGGAUUUUGAUAGGUUAUUAUGGACAUGAAAAAUGCCCUCCUUCCCCUGUAUCACCAGAACGAAGCGAAUCUCACCCCGGCAAGGACAUUUUUGAAGAGAUUGAAGUUAAAAAUCUUGCACAGAUUUUCAGAGAUUUGAUAGAGUUGCCAAAGAAAGAAGACAGAGAUCUUGCCACACAGCUUCUUGUUCAAUGGUCAUCUUAUGGCCUUGAAGACAUCCAGCUCGUAAAUUACUCUGUCCUUCUUGACCUGCCGGGCUCUUCUCCAAAUACAGUGACUCUGAAAAACACUGGCGAAUGUUUUUUUCCUACCGGACAGCUCUGUAACAAAGAGACCCAAACGCCUCAUAGUCAAGACCUUCUGUACUCCUAUGCUGCUUAUUCUGCCAAAGGAAUUCUCACGGCUGAAAUUGUAGACGUGCAGUAUGGGACCGUGGAAGAUUUGCUCAGGAUUCCAGACAUCACCAAUGUCACCCACAGAAUUGCCCUUUUGAAACUAGGAUGUUUGCCAUUGCUGUAUAAGCUUUCUUUGCUAGAAGAGAUGGGUUUUGGAGGGGCUCUUCUUUACAUUGAUCCAUGCGAUUUACCAAAGGUGCAAAAUCUCAGCAAUAAAGCAUUCAUGGUAGCCUUAAACAGUGGAGGUGAUCCUUCGACACCUGGGUACCCAAGUAUUGAUGGAAGCUAUAAACAGAACCGAUCAAACCUCACUUCUCUGAUAGUCCAGCCUAUUUCAGUCACGCUAGCAAGAAAGCUACUGUCUUCCCCAAAGGAAGGUGUUGAAAAUGAAGUGUGCAGGCCACUGGAAUUGCCUGUAACAGAAAGAAAAGUUGUCGUACUGAAUGUUCAGAGUCAGCCGACAUACAAGACAAUGUCUAAUGUUAUAGGAUAUUUAAAAGGUGGUACACUUCCGGAUAGAUACGUCAUCGUUGGCAGCCAUCACAGCAGCUUACGUGGACACAGCAGCCAGCAGUGGAUGCACGGCACCGCGGUGAUGACUGCACUUAUUCAAGCCUUGACGCAGAAAGUGAAGAAAGGCUGGCGGCCGGAUCGAACGAUAAUCUUUUGCUCAUGGGGAGAAACGGCAUUUGGCAAAAUUGGCUCCUAUGAAUGGGCAGAGGACCUCAAGAAAGUUCUUGAGAGAAAUGCGGUGGCUUACGUGAGUCUUCAUAAUCCUGUAAGAGGCAAUGCAGUUUUACACUCCAUAGCGUCCCCUUCCCUUCAACAAUUGGCAACUGAGACUAGAAAGAGAUGGAAUUUCAGCUGUCUGGGGCAAGAGCGAUGCGUGGGAUCCAAUGUCACUUCCGUACAGAUGCAAGGCGAUUCUGAUUAUUUCAUCAACCAUCUCGGGGUCCCAGCGGUGCAGUUUUCAUAUGAAGAUUCGACAGCAUCUGAGAGUGCAAACUUCCUCUCAGAAGCCCUUUUCCCUGCAUAUUCCGCAAUAUCUUUGGAGCCGGAUUCCUCCUUUAACCUGCAUGAACACAUUGCUAAGCUGACAGGAGAAGUAAUUUUGCAAAUUGCCAGCAAUCCAGUUUUGCCGUUUAAUGCCCUGGAUAUUGCACUAGAAGUUCAGAAAAGCCUAAAAGAUGACCAUCUGGAUAUUGAGCCAUUGCUGAAGGUGGCCUAUUCUCUGCGAGAGAGUGCACAGUUGUUCCAAUCGGAUGAAAUGCGCCCGGCUAACGACCCAAAGGAAAGAGCUCCCACCCGUGUAAGAAUGCUAAACGACGUUCUGCAGAGUCUGGAGAAAAACUUCCUAGUUCAACAAGUUCCUCCAGGAUUUUACAGAAACAUCCUUUACAAACUGGAUGAGAGGACGCAGCAAUUUUCCAUACUGCUAGAGGCGGUCGAACACUGCAAGCUACAUCAUUCAAACGAGACUCUUCAAGCCGUCUUGUCAAAAGUGCUCGACAGCUUCAAUUCUGCUCAGGUUUAUUUCAAAGCAGGACUCGAUGUCUUCGAGGCUGCCUUGGUGGGGAGGAAAUGA